AUGAGAGACACCCGAGAUGUCCAAAUCGAAAUCGAAGGCUAUGCAAUUGACCACGGGAGCGCUGAAUCACUCACUAUCAACUUCACCCCGGCUCUUCGGACGGGAUCCGAUCUGAGCCUGCCAGAAACCCAGACACCCGAGGUCUUGUAUGAAGACUAUUACGAUUACAUAUGCAGAGUUGUGCAUCAACAUCCAGAUAUUGAUGCAUUAAAGUGCUAUCUAGAGCGUCACGAUGAUGCUGGAGAUGAAAAACCAACGGCGGUGUAUUUCGUCGACUUCGUAUCUUCGAAUGGAAGUCUUUGGCAGCCGAUAAUUCAUGGUGUUUGCGCCAAUGCGGAGGACGUCCGGACAAUGCUGGAUGAGCAGGACGACGUAGUCGAACUACGCCUAAUUAUUGUUUCCCACGACAAAGCAAUUGAUAGGAAUAUUCUCAAGACUCUUGGAUAUGAGCUUGAUAUUGACCCUAGAUUGUUCAUCGAACAUAUGGGAACAUUGUUCCCGAAAACAUCAACAUAUUUUGCAACGCCGUAUCUUCCGUCGGAGGCAGCAAAGUCACCUAUUGAGAUUCAUUUCGGAGGCGGGAAAAGCACUGCUGCACUCCUUGAGCCUGGGAAGGCUAAGGUCAGCAUAAAUACAGUGCUCGUGCUUAUGGAUUCACCGGCCGAAAAUCUUGAGGCUGCGCUGCGAGAUUUUGAACGGCCUACUAUCAGAAAACCCCAGAUGUCGUCUGUAUCACUUGCGGUUCCGUCCCGAAUGAAUCUCACCUAUAGAUAUCUGCGAAGAUUAUCUGAGUUCCGGGUUGAGGAAAUCAAUCUAUCGUGUCAACAUCCAAUAUACUUGGUCCUUCCACUUCUUCACCUCUGUGCACUAGAAACUUCUAUGCUGUUGACGUGGGCAGAAGAGAAAUUGUAUGAGCGGCGCCUACCACAUAAUCUCGCGGAGCGAGACCCUUACAACGCAUAUAUCACGAGCGAAGGGUUUCAGCAGGAGAUAUUUACUACAACAACUUCUCUCAAAACACACAUGAGAAGCCCUUGGCUAAAUACGAAAUGUGAAACCGUUGUUCACGUUGAGGAAAAUUUGGACAGCGCAUUUCAAGACUUAGAUUUCUUGAGAGAUAAGGCUGCGUUGGUCCAGCAAGCGGUAACGGAUGCACUGAAUAGGGAAGCCGCCACCGAAUCCAUAAAUGAGGCUAAGCAGUCAAUCGCUCAGAGUGAAAGUGUGAACAAAUUAACGAGACUCGCUUUUGUUUUCGUGCCUUUGACAUUCGCAACGUCGUUGUUUGGCAUGAACAUUAGGGAAUGGCAGGCCGAUGACAAGAUACCUCAAUUGCGGUCUUUCAUCAUCGUGUCAGUGGUAAUAGUGCUUGCAACCAUGGUUAUCGCUGCGAUAUCUAGUUUGAUGUCAAAAUCUGUUAAGAAGAGAUGGGAGAGCUCUAAAACUUUAAGGUCGGCGUAUAAUUGCUCAUUGCUCCUUGGAUUAUUCUAUUCCAUCUUUGCAUUUUCGCAUGACAAAAUUACCAAUCGGAGGAUGUCAGUAUCUUUAUUUGACAUGGGAGAACACCGACACGAUUUGGGUGACUUCGAAUGGCUUGUAGAGAGUGAAUAUUGGCUUGGGAAGUGGUGGUACAGGUUAGCUGGGGCGGUCUAUCGGAGAGCUAUUCUAAAGAACGAGGAAAGGGAGUGUAAACUAGCAGAAAAGAUGGUGUAG
Orbilia oligospora ATCC 24927 is the source of this 1710-nucleotide messenger RNA. RefSeq lists its product as uncharacterized. Bases 1 to 1710 code for a protein of 569 amino acids. Gene Ontology annotation, biological process: metal ion transport; transmembrane transport. Gene Ontology annotation, cellular component: membrane. The record is from RefSeq and is a predicted model, not a curated record. Gene Ontology annotation, molecular function: metal ion transmembrane transporter activity. The transcript is spliced from 2 exons. Lineage: Eukaryota; Fungi; Ascomycota; Orbiliomycetes; Orbiliales; Orbiliaceae.